AUGCUGCUGGCCGACAGUUUCGUAGAUUUUAUGGUUUCAAUACCAAACAUAGUUUUUCAUGAGGAAUUACUCCCAAUUCCCGUUCUAUCUUUUAUGCGCGCUCUUCACCUAACAGUCACUUAUCACAGGUCUCUGAAAGGAGCGCAAAUUAGCUGGUUCCAAGGAAUAGUUGGAAUGCUUAUAAUAGCCCUAGGCGGAAGUACCACGAAUUCUCUACUGUUAGGUCAACCACCCAGCUGGCUCGUUUCGAACAGCAUUAUCCCGACUUAUGUAGCGGUGCAUAUCGCAUACUUUCAUUUGCCGCAAGUACGGGGGUUAUUACAUAGUAUUCCUGAUUACAUCCUAAACCCGAUACUUGAUUUAGCACACAUUCUUCACAAAGCCAACUCCAUCUGCUCAUCCGUUGAGAAAAUACGCGCAGAUGAGCGCUACCCAUUGAAUGAAAGCUGGAUAGCAAUGGUUGUAUGUGGCACUUUGUCUGGUUGCGCUGGCGGUUUAUGGGUUUCUACCUUCCAAAUCGCUACUCCGGAAUGGGGGUUUAAGAGUACCCCGCAAGUGCUUGUUGAGCCAAGCUACAUUAUGAAAGCAAGCUUUGUUGUCUCCUCGAUUUAUACUUGGGGCACAAGUGGCGAGGGACAUGGGAUAUUUCAAUUUGAUAAAAAAGAAGGAAGAGCUUUAGCUAUGUUAGGAAUGAGUCUUUUUUCACUCAUCAAAACGGAUGAAUUAGCUCAGAUAAUAAGAAAGAUUCGUGUACGAAGUAAUGGUGAGACGGCGGAGGGAGAAGAACAUAAAGAAAAGAAAAAUCAAUAA
Molecule: messenger RNA, 810 nt
Organism: Paraglomus occultum
Lineage: Eukaryota; Fungi; Glomeromycota; Glomeromycetes; Paraglomerales; Paraglomeraceae
Source: the annotation of a GenBank genome assembly